CCCCGAAAGCGGAGGAGGAGAUCGCCGCCUGGCUCAGCCCGGCUCGGGGGCCGUGGCGCGCAGGUGCUGGCUCCGGGCGGCGAGGGCUAGGGCGGCCGGCUGGCCAUGACCGGCGGGCCCUAUGCGGAGUGCGGGGCGCUGGGCAGGACCGCGGGCGCGGCGGCGGGGUUCCCAGGGGGCCAAGUCUUUCCCGACGGAGCCGGCGGGGGGCACCUGCCCCGUCGGGAGCCGCAGCAGACGGGCGGCAGCAGCCGCUGGCACCGGCAUGUCUGCGGGACGGCUCCUGCCUGCGCGCCCGGGAGGCUCCCUGCCAGGAUCGUCCCGGCUGCAGGAGCCCUGACGGAGGAGGCGAAGCUCGGCCGGGUUUGAAAGUUUGCCAGACACCCGCUAGUUUUAAUUGCUGUAAAGAUCCGCGGGGCUGUUUCCAAGCAUGGGAGACAGGCGGCCGGAGACUCACGCCAGCUCUUCCCCUGCCGUGGCUGCCAGCUCCGAAGCAGAAGAAAUAGAGGUUUUGGAGUCGGAGGAUGUCUUGCCUAUGGCCACAGAGGAUCACUGGAAAGCUCUGUUUGAUCAGUUUGACCCCGAGAACACUGGCUACAUCAGCCCUGAGAAAUUCCAAAGCCUCCUCCAGAGACACGGCUCGGAGCUGGACCCACACAAACUGGAGGUUCUCUUGGCCUUGGCAGACAAUAAUUCAGAUGGGAAGAUCUGUUACCAGGACUUUGUCAACCUGAUGAGCAACAAAAGGUCCAAUAGCUUCCGCCAAGCUAUUCUGCAGGGGAACAGGAGGCUGUGCAGCAAGGCACUGCUGGAGGAGUCGGGACUAAGCCUGUCCCAGAGGCUAAUUCGACAUGUUGCAUAUGAGACCCUGCCACGCGAGAUAGACCGGAAGUGGUACUACGACAGUUACACCUGCUGUCCUCCGCCCUGGUUCAUGAUUGCCAUCACCAUUGUAGAGGUUGCCUUUUUUCUUUACAACGGAGUAGUAUUAGACAGAUUUGUGCUGCAAGUCACCCAUCCUUUAUACCUGAAGAACUCAUUAGUGUAUCAUCCUCAGCUCCGUGCUCAGGCUUGGAGGUACCUAACCUACAUAUUCAUGCAUGCCGGGAUAGAACACCUUGGACUCAAUGUUGCUCUUCAGCUUCUGGUUGGGGUUCCCCUUGAAAUGGUGCAUGGGGCUGCAAGGAUUGGCUUUGUCUACAUUGCUGGAGUUGUAGCAGGUUCCCUGGUGGUAUCAGUAGCUGACAUGACUGCGCCAGUGGUGGGUUCCUCUGGAGGGGUUUAUGCACUCAUUUCUGCUCAUCUGGCCAACAUAGUAAUGAACUGGUCUGGAAUGAAGUGCCAAUUCAAACUGCUGCGCAUGGCUCUUGCCUUGAUCUGUAUGAGCUUUGAAUUUGGAAGGGCUGUGUGGCUGCGAUUCCAUCCAUCUGCUUACCCCCCAUGUCCACACCCAAGUUUCGUUGCCCACCUGGGCGGGGUAUUGGUUGGCAUCACAUUGGGCGUGGUCAUCCUAAGGAACUAUGAGCAGAGACUCCAAGACCAGUCCUUAUGGUGGAUCUUUAUUUUUAUUUAUGUCGUCUUUGUAUUGUUCGCCAUCUUUUGGAAUGUUUUUGCCUACAGUCUGUUGGAUCUGAAGCUACCUCCACCUCCUUGAGAGCCUGGGACAGAGAACUCUGGAGGCAAAAAACUUUUCCAUCUGCCAGCUAUGUUAAAUUAAUCGAAACCAAGGAUUUAUUUUUAUAUGAUGAUUAGGGGAUAAGUAAAUGGUCUUCUAAAAAUGCACAAGUUAAGGAAAUGUGUGACAUCGUUUCUAACUGUACUGUAUGCUGAAGAAGAUUAUUUAAGCUAAAACCUAACAAUAGAACUGGCCUGAGAAAAGUUUGGACAUGAGUCAUACAGGCACUGUUAACACUCAGUAGGGACCCAAUCCUGCAGCCUCUCCAUUGUGGUAUUCCCCUGAGGAAGGGCUGCAGGAUUAACCCUAUGUUUGUAACUGGGUAUUUACCACUCGGUUUAUUAGCGCACACAUUGAUGUUUAGUUUGGGUCAUUUAAAUUUUUCCAGGUUAUGCUGGAUCUCUGACCAGUUGGUUUAUGAAACUCCUGUGUUUAACUGAAUAGUAAAACAAAAACAAGCUUCACUUUUACUAACUACAGCAUAGGUGCUGGAACUAGGGGUGCUGCCACACCCGCUGGCUUGAAGUAGUAAUGACAACCCAAAUACAUGGUUUCUGCCUUUAGCACCUCCUCUAUAAAAAUAUUUCCAGCACCACUGAACUUGAUUCAAGGGACACUGACAAGGCAACUUGAAUUUGGUUUUAAUGGUUGAGUUUGACUGGUCAGCCAUGCCACUGCCAUUGUCUUAAUACUUGAAUGGUUACUUAAAUAUUUAGUCUAUAGUUUAGACUGUCUUAAGCAACUUCCAAAGGGGCCAGCAAAAACUUAGUCACCUAUCAUAGUAGAGGUUGAUCUUCAACUAAAUGUCAAACAAAAUUGCACUAGAAACCUUGGGGAUACUAUAAAGUGGUUGUUUCGGACGGGACACUGUAUCAGAGGUGGCUCUUACCAUCAGUACAUGUUUCACUUGAUUUUUACAACCCGUUGCGGUAAAUAAUUGGGUGGAGGCAGUUUAGGAUUUUGCUAAUGUUCAGUUGUGUUUUAUAUUGGUUGACAAUCAAGUUGUUUUCUUCUGCCCUUUCUUUCUGGCUAUGUAUGGUCUAAUGCCCUGUCUGCAAAGAGUUUGGAAAGCAUGUCAGAACUUCUCCAGCAGGGUUUGCUUAAACUCAGUUCUUGCUAGAAGAGCGUGGACAUGAUUUCCCUCGCCAAUGUAGACGGGAAAUACGCAGGUUAUAAAACCAUGCUACAAACCAUUCAAUAUGCUAGGGGCUAAGUUUAUCCACCAAAGUCAGCAGAGUUACACCAGGGAUUUAUUUGCCACUAGUUUCCUACCCAAGUAUGUCAUCCCUGGCUUGGCUGGUAUGACCAAUGCUUGUAAAAUACUGGGAAUAACUGUUGUGCGUGGACACAAAGUCUUGCCUAGGCAAUGGACCUUUAGGGGUUCCAAGCAACAAUUAGUUGUGACGCCUUUUUGCCUAGUGUAGCUAGGGCAUAGGUUUUAUAGAUUCCCUAACUGGUUUAUAGUACAGUUUGUAAAGCAAAAAGGCCUAAUAGCAUGACUCACCAUGCCUAUAUAGACCAGGGAAACCAUUUAAAAUCCUUUGUAGCAUGGGCUUUAAGCACAAAUCUCUAGUAAGGUGCUUAUGUUGUUUCGCAUUUCACUGUUGAUAGCUAACUGCAUAGCAGAAAAAAAAAGUCCAGGAAGGUGGAGGAUUUACCCUCUUAUAGGUUUCCCUUAAUUUCUCUUCCCCUUCUAUAUUGCCAUAGAUUUUAAGGCCAGAAAAGACCAUCAGAUCAUCCAGUGUAACCUCCUUUGUAACACAGGCCAUAGAAUUUCCUCAUGACUAAAGCAUAUCUUCUGUCUUAAAUGGAUGCCCUUGAUAAUACAAAAAAGGUGUGUGUGCAGGGUGUGAAAUUCACCCCUGUGCAGAGAGCCAGCAGGAGGCCUAUGCAUCAGUUAAAUCUCACCUAAGACACAUACUGGAGGCUUAGGUGAGACUGAUCAGGGCAUAGAUCUUGUUGAUCCUGUGUAUAGGGGUGAAUUUCACCCAUCCCAGAAGAUGGGGGUAGGAGACAUGGCUUCUAAAUCACAAGCUGAGAGGGUCAAAAAUGCUCAAGUUUUGGGUGAGAAUUUUUUUCAUUUUUUUCCAUUAAAAAAAUUUUUUUUUGAUGGAUAGUUUUUGACCAGCUCUGUUUCCAAGGCUUGUAAUUCCCCCUAGCUGGGGAAAACAGAAUCCUGACAUUGUCUCCUGAGAUCUGGGCACCAGAUCCGAAAACAGGUGGCUUCCUAAUCUCUGCCAAAGACAAGCUCACAUAAUUAGAUGAUUUGGGCACAGUUUGGAAUCAGUCUCGCUGUCACUAUAGCAGCAAAUUUUGUUUGUCUUUCAGUAACACCUUUCCUUGUUCCUGAGCUUUAUUCUCUUGCCCGCCUAGAUGAUGCCAGUGCUGAUGCUGAAGGCUGUGACCUCCUCCCAAGUGUUAACUCAGUGAUGUUCUUCAUCUGUCAUUUUAAUCCCUGCUGCUUUGGAUAAAAAACUCUCCAUGGUGAAAGCCUGACUCCGCUAAACUCAAUGGCAAAGCUCCCAUCGACUUUUUUAGGGUAUUAAAUGAGCCUUAUCUGCAAAGGAAACUUUUAUUUCCCCUUCUUCAUGUGCAAUGUAUGAAAGUUUUGAAGGCAAUUGCAACAGCAACAAAAUUGUUCCCUUUAGUCUGAAGCAUGGUUCAUAGGACCCCACUUCAAGGAAGCCUUGUACUAGGAAACCAUAAGGCCUAUCGUUUGAGAGCACUUGUGGGUUUCUUUGGUAUGGGUCCAAUUCCAAGUUCCAUUUUAUCCCUGCAGUUUGGAGCCAGCUCUAAACAAUCGCAUGUGCAAGAGUUUGGAUCCCUUGUUCCAGGUCAGGGAUCAUUCUGGGUGUUACAUAGUGAUAGAUGCAGUGUAGUUGUAGCUGUGUCAGUCACAGGAUAUUCGAGAGACAAGGUGGGUGAGGUAAAUAAAAGAUACUGCCUCACUCAUCUUGUGUCAUAAUGAUAGAGACAGCAUUCUUGAGUGGGUGGGAGAGCAGGGAGAGAGGAAUAACUAGAGAUUAGAUAUUAGUUGCUAAAAACAUUGUUCAGAUUGAAGGAGGAGGACAUCUCUGCUUCAAUCCCCUUCUCUGGAUAUUGCUAAAUCAGACCUUUUACAGGUACCUUUAAACUAGAGCUGGUCAGAAAAAAGAGGAGUUUUCCACAUGGAAAAUUGUGAUAAAAAUGAAAAAGAAAAUUGCAGAAAAAAUGACUUUUCAUCAACAAAACAAACAACAAUUUUUAGCCAAAACUUCCAAAACCCAGAAUUUUUUUGUCUAAAAACUGAAAAAUAUUUCUGGUUUCCAACCAAAAAAAACCAAAAACAAACCCAAACAUUUUUUUAACUUUUAAUUUUGAGGAAAUUAGACACUUCCUCACGAGGAGAAAAAAAAAAAAAAGCUUUGUCAAAAACUCAAUUUUCCAUCAAAAAUUAUAUGGAACAUUUUCAAUCUGCCCUUCUUUAAACUUCAUGAAGAUUUCUUCUGAACAUUUUUAUUUUUGGAAUACACCGCAUGGGAAGGAAUUUACAUGCAAAUUCCCAAGGAACCCUCCUUCAAGGGCACUCUCUC
This is a messenger RNA of Dermochelys coriacea (leatherback sea turtle), 5247 nucleotides long. RefSeq names its product rhomboid like 3 (gene RHBDL3). Gene Ontology annotation, molecular function: calcium ion binding; serine-type endopeptidase activity. The record is from RefSeq and is a predicted model, not a curated record. Gene Ontology annotation, cellular component: membrane. The transcript has 9 exons. NCBI's taxonomy places the organism in Eukaryota, Metazoa, Chordata, Testudines, Dermochelyidae. Bases 431 to 1654 code for a protein of 407 amino acids.